Molecule: messenger RNA, 1077 nt
Organism: Ambispora leptoticha
Lineage: Eukaryota; Fungi; Glomeromycota; Glomeromycetes; Archaeosporales; Ambisporaceae
Source: the annotation of a GenBank genome assembly
AUGGCUGCUGACUUUUGGGCUUCUACUCAUGGACGUCACUGGUUACUUGACAAGAAAACACUGCAAGAAAGUCGUAAAAUUGAUUUACAAUUCAUUAGCGAGAUUGAACUAGCAAAACUGCGUAUUUGGUAUGCGAAUUUAAUCCAUAAUCUGGGAAAGAAACUCAAUGUAAAACAGUUUCAAUUAGACUUGGAUUUGACUAAAGAUCUUGUGCUUGGUUUCUUUUUUAAUAGAAAUACGUACAGACAGACCGAUCCCAAUCUUGUGGCAGCUACUUGUAUGUAUCUUGCUUGUAAGAUGGAGGAAUCGCCACAUCAUAUUAAGAAUGUUAUAUCCGAGAUGAGAAAUACUGCCGUGAAUUCCGCACCGACGUUAGCUCCUGAUCAAGCAACAUUCCCAUACGACAAUCAAAAAGUAGCUGAAAUGGAAUUUUAUCUUCUCGAGGAAUUAGAUUUCAAUCUGAUAGUCUUUCAUCCAUAUCGAACUCUAAUUACUCUUGCGCAGGAACUUGGACAAAGACAGGAAACAAUUCGUGAAGCAUGGACUAUUGUUAAUGAUACGUACAAGACAGAUUUAUGUCUAACACAUCCACCGCAUAUGAUUGCGAUUGCUGCACUUUAUAUCCCCAUUGCUAUAAGAUUGGGUGAAUGUGGUCUUAGUGGCGAGCUAAAAAAGUGGUUUUAUAAUUUGAAUGUCGACAUGGAGGAGGUUGCUGUAAUUGUACAAGAAAUCAUAUCACUAUACGAACUUUGGAAUACAUACAAUGACGAUCAAAUACCAAAGAUCUUUGAAAAAUUAAGAACAUCUGCCACCGCUGCUUCUUCCACUGACGUGGAAAACAUCGAGGAAGUUGUUCAAGAAAUAGGGAAAUCAGAGGAACUCGAUGAUAAUAAUAACCAAGAUAUCUCUUUUAGAAACACUUUUGCUAUUGAUGAAGAAAUUGAUCAAGAACUCUUGUGUGAUGAUAAAGACUAUGAGUUUGCCCUGAAUUUGAGAAGAAAGAACAAUAUUGCAAUCAAACAGGAACCACAGUCAGGCCUCACGCCAUAUAAAAUUGGGAUGUGGCCCAACAACUAA